UGCAUGUCAAGCUUUUCGACCAUGGUAUACGAGACGGACGAGACGUCCUGGACGCCCGAAUCCCUUGCCAGCAUGAAACGAGCAGAUCUUCAGGGCAUGUUGAAAUCGCUGGGGCUGAAAGGGGCAAAUAAAAAGUCUUCUGAAAUGGCUUCCAUAAUUCUUGAGCACCGACGAUCCUGUAUCCCACCCAGUCCCCUCCAACCCGAGCAAAGCAAUGUGGCAGGAACACUUUACGAGCAGCGGGCUGAGUGUAACGACCCGAAGCCUGUGAUGGAACAGCAGCGUCGUGAGACAUCAACUGAGCGCGAUGAGGACAAGGAAAAUGAGGUUUCUGUUGUGGAAAGGCGCACAGAGAUGAAAAGGCGAAAGAAGCCGUCAAAAAAAGAUGGAAAGAGAAGGCAUGGGAAUUUAACGACAAACACAGGCUCUGAGAAUGCGAAUGUCAACGAGGCCUUUGACAAAGAGCAAAUUAGUACAACUGUGGAUGAUGAUCAUGCUAAUGAUGUGGAAGGCAGUCAGACACACGUCAAAUCACUAGAUGAAUCGUCCCAUUUUGACGAUGCGCAGGAAGUUCCAGAUGUUGCCGACAUGUCAGAUACGACGGCCGAGUCACCGUGGGAAGUUGUUUCAGUCCCGGUCACAGCAGCAGAGGAAAGCGAACCUGCCGCGGCAAAGGCAACAUAUCGCCAAAGCAAAGCUCGGUCAUCCAGAUCAGUAGGAACACCAGCUGAAGGCGGAUUGCCAGAGACUGUCAACAACUCUGGAUUUCUCCCCGACAUGAAUUCAAAUGAACAAGGGACAAUGGCCAUGGAGGGUGAAGAGACCUCGAAUGACCGUGGUACUUCGCAGAUUGCAUCGUCCACCCAAAGCAAGGCCGACUCGCGCACGCCGAGGGUACCAGAAGCAGUUGCACCACAGAGGGUGCCAUCCAUUUCUAAUUUCCUAGCGCAAAACAAUCUGUCGCAACUUACCACACUCUUCCGACGAGAGGAGCUAACCGAUUGGACUGUUGUACGGGCAUUAACAGUGGAUACUCUGCGAAGUUUGGGGGUGACAGCCGGCACAGCGAUCAGGUUUCGUUUAGCACUCCAAGAACUUUUUCCAUCAGAGGACGUAGAUAGGCAUACGCCUCGCCAUGUUAACCUGGCGAUAUCCAUGGACAGCCUCCAGGCCUUGAUGGACGAGAUGGCUGGCUUGUCGUUGGGUGAAAAACGAAGUUCAUCUGAGCAAGUAGCAGCAACCGGACCCUCGACGAUACGGCGCAACGCGCCGUUGUCGGCUAACGCUCCUCAUCGUCAGUCCCUGGUUUCGGACGAAACUCUUCGAAAGCGGCUUCUCCGUCAAUCUGUUAGUAAAGAAGGAUUGAAUGCUCACGGUGGUUCGUACCCGCGCCGAUCCAGCGUGGCGCCUGUCACUGUCGCCACGCGAAAGCCCAAACCUAUUCCGGCUGCCGCGUGUGCAGCAGGACCGGUAGACCCAGUAAACGAACGCGGCAUAGCUACAACACGGCAACCACCAGCAGCAGCUAUGACUAGCAGCACGGCAGUCCAGAUACCAAUCAAAAAGUUUUUCGGUAAGGUUGAGUUGAAAAAGGUUCAGUUUGCAAAUGACGGAGGUGGAGAAAAGAAUUCCGUCGGAAAGUUUGCGCCGACGCCAGCUCCAAAGAAGAGGCCCAGCGCUCGCGUGAAACCAGGCAUCAGUGGAGCUCAACAAGAUAUGGGCCCCUCAAAGACAGAUGCGGAUCCAUUCAAGAUUUGAAAACGGGUGGCGAAACGACGUAGUAUUUGUGGAGAUAUGCUUGUGGGGAUUGUACAUGGGAUAAUGGUUUCUGUAUAUGCACUUUAAUGAUAUGUAGUAUCCGUCUGCAGCACCAGCACCAGACCC
Messenger RNA from Spizellomyces punctatus DAOM BR117, 1884 nucleotides. RefSeq lists its product as uncharacterized. Gene Ontology annotation, molecular function: protein binding. The record is from RefSeq and is a predicted model, not a curated record. The transcript is spliced from 6 exons. Bases 4 to 1758 code for a protein of 584 amino acids. Lineage: Eukaryota; Fungi; Chytridiomycota; Chytridiomycetes; Spizellomycetales; Spizellomycetaceae.